Ectocarpus sp. CCAP 1310/34 is the source of this 380-nucleotide messenger RNA. The record is from the annotation of a GenBank genome assembly. Lineage: Eukaryota; Phaeophyceae; Ectocarpales; Ectocarpaceae.
AUGAACGGUCUGACGUCCCGGGUCCGGUGCGACCAGCGGUUGGAACAGGGUCCACUGCCACUCUCCACCGUUGACGUUCUGGACGCCGCCUCACAUGGCACAAAUACGCGGAAAGGUCCCCGGAUGACGGUGGCCAGCAUAGGAAGCACGAACUGCUGGAGGAAUACUUUAUCCCGAGCGAUGUGGUGCAGACAUCCUAAGAACACCAGCCGUGCGCAGUCACGCGACGCCAUUCGCCAACGGUUCUCCGGCAUUGCGUCCACCACCCAGCCACACCUCUUCAGGUCGAACACCACCUGAUCCACAUAGUUGUACCACGUGCCGUAGAACUCAUACUGGCGAUCGAGGUACACCUCGAUGUUGCGCAAGCCUUCCACGAC